Molecule: messenger RNA, 397 nt
Organism: Prorocentrum cordatum
Lineage: Eukaryota; Dinophyceae; Prorocentrales; Prorocentraceae
Source: the annotation of a GenBank genome assembly
AUGGCGGCGACCGACCACGGCGGCGGCGGCAACGAUGGCAGCAGGCCCGUGCAGGGCCCUGUGCAGGAGGGCGGGUCGGCCCGCCCAGGGCUUCAGGACGGCCCCGCGGCGCCGCGCGAGAUACGCCCACGCCGGCUGCGGCGCCGUGUCGCCGCGCCGCCGGCUCUCGGUGGCCCAGCCCGUUGCCGGGGCACCCAUCGUGGCAGCGGCAGGCUACCAGCAGCCCCUGCACGUGGCCCUGCCGCCGGCGAAGGCGGUCCUGGCCGGCCAGGCACAUUCGGUCUGCAUGCCCGCCCUGGCCGCGCAGCCGAACGCGCUGGUUGGCACGCCCCCUCAGCAGCUGACGCCACGGAUGCAGGCCGCUCAGAUGGGGCAGCAGCGCGUGCCAGCGGGGCAG